Messenger RNA from Hyla sarda, 2114 nucleotides. RefSeq names its product mitochondrial fission regulator 2 (gene MTFR2). Bases 205 to 1410 code for a protein of 401 amino acids. Gene Ontology annotation, cellular component: mitochondrion. The record is from RefSeq and is a predicted model, not a curated record. Gene Ontology annotation, biological process: aerobic respiration; mitochondrial fission. Lineage: Eukaryota; Metazoa; Chordata; Amphibia; Anura; Hylidae. The transcript has 9 exons.
GAAGCUGAACUGGCCAAUCACAGUGUGGAACGUGAUCUCGCGGCGCUGCGUUUGAAUGAGUCGCGUCUGUCCUUGAGUGCACCGAGCACUGUCACCGUUCACCGGCAGCGCCAGGGCGGACACCGAUGGAGUAAACCGGGGACUAAAUCCGUAAUGUGAAGAAAUACCUGACGGUGUGUACAGAGUCAUCUACAAGGCCUAGAGAUGUCUCUGCUUCUGGAGCUUCUUAGACAGCUAUUAGAGUAUCUGGGUGUACCGACUGAACAGCUUGAGCAAGUAUUGGAACGGUUUACCCACAGACGUAGUAUUGUUCGUGCUAUAGCGAAUCGCCUUCCCCUUGUGCUGUUUGAAGGAAUUGAUAUACAGUCCAUACAAGUUUUGAAGCUCAAGAACUAUGGCUGGACUCGUAGUGUGGUUCGGAUUAUUGGAACAUUGCUGCCAUUGGACCAGUGCCCUAGACCUCAUUUCCAGAAUAUUAUAGGAUCUGAAGGGUUUGAGACUAUGGAACAUGAAGCUAUCAACCGACCUGUAAUCCCCUCUUUGGCAGAUGCCCCAUGUCUGUUAGAUGACAAUGUUAUGACUUACACUCGAUUUAGACAUGAUAUUCCAUCACAAAGGUCUAUGGGAGCACCCCUCAUUGCGGGACACCCUAAUACAGAUUCAGGAUUUCUGACCAUGUCGGUGUCUGAGAACAGUCUCCUUCCUGCAAAUGAUCAUGCCUUUCAGAAAAUAGCAGCUUUGGAAAAUGAGCUGAUCCAGCUGCGAGCACAGAUUGCUGCCAUUGUCACCAUGCAAGAGACAAAAGCUGCGCAGUCUCAUACAGAAUCCAGGUGCUUAUUUGGCAGCCCAAGUAAUGCCCUCCCUCCUCCAUCUUCAUCCUCUACCCCCCUCUCUGCACAGUUCUUACAAUGUACAACACCAGUCCUGCCGCCGCCGCCGCCUCCUCCUCCUCCACCACCACCACCACCUCCAGCCCCAUCUUUGAAGUCUGGAAAAUCUGCAAUUGAUCUGAUAAAGGAACGUAAGGCUUCUCACAAACACAGCCCAAUGGAAGAUGUUUCAGAGAAAGGCGGUGUGGACAGGCCUCCUAGUAUGAUGGAUAUUUUAAAAGGCAUGAAUUCCAUCAAGCUUCGUGCAGUUGAAAGAUCCCCCGGUGGAACACCUCUUACAACAAAGAAUAAGAAGAGGAGUUCUCUCAAUGGGGCAACAGACCCUGCAGCUAUUAUAGCUCGAGCCUUAAAGCAAAAGUUUGCACACAGACAUAACGAAGAUUCCUAUGAUAAAGAAAAUAGAUCUCAUGAGGACUCUCCGUUCUCUAGUCCUGAAACCCCAAUGUUUGGACGCCACUUGCUAAAGCCUGUGGGGAAAACAACACAGCGAGAAAUGACAAGAAAGCAAGUACAUCUGUGAUUUGAUGGAACCGGUUUGUGAUGUUUUGGGUGAAAGAAUCUGGAAAUCUGACAAUUACUACAACUAGCCCAGUGUAACAGGAUUAUUUUUUUUUUUUGUAAGACCCAAAACAUUUUUAUUAAGUUUUUAUUUUACUGUAAAGUCAUUUUACCCUAUUGUAAGAACUGACGAGGUCUGCAGAGGCUUUUACUUUUUUUUUUUUUUUUCUUAAUUUUUUUUUACUUUGCUAAGGGCAUGUUCACACGUACACAGAUUUGAUGCACAGGAUUUUCUGCUGCUGAUUUCAAUGUAAACUAAAUGACUGAGCACAGCUUCUAAUCUGCAGUUACAAAUCCUGCGCAUCAAAUCUGCACAGGAUCCUGUACGUGUGAACGUACCCUAAAAGUGGAAUUUUGAUCAAUGACAUUGUUUUAGGCAAAGCCAUAACUUAAGGGUUUCACCAAUCGGAAGAAGUGUGAGGUUCCCAUAAUUUGUUACUACCUUCUCUUUCAAACAGCCGUAUUUUGGUUAGUUUUUGUAAGCCAACAUUAGAUGUGGAACCAACACAGAAAAACUAUAGUGAAAAUAUUAGCAUUUCUUUGCCCACUAGUUUUUGGCUUAAAAGUACUGACCAAAAUACUGCCGUACCUUAAAUGGGCUCUGCCCAAUUCAAAAAAAAUGUUGUAUGUUGUAAAUCUUGGCAAAACAUUAACCUUUCUAAUAUA